Messenger RNA from Miscanthus lutarioriparius, 1245 nucleotides. Lineage: Eukaryota; Viridiplantae; Streptophyta; Magnoliopsida; Poales; Poaceae. The record is from the annotation of a GenBank genome assembly.
AUGAAAGAGGCGAUGGCUGCGGCUGCUCCGGAAGAGAGGCGGUGGCGGCGGGAGCCGGAGGGGGAGGCGGCGGCGGCGGACUGGGCGUGGAGCUGGGGUGCGGGCACGGACGGGCAGCUGGGGAACGGCGGAUUCUACGAUCAUCACCUCCCGCAGCCGCUGCUUCUCCCCACUCGAUGCCGCGGCCGUGUCUCUUUCGUCGCUGGUGGCGGCGCCCACGCUAUCGCCCUCACAAGUGAUGGUGAAGUAUUUACUUGGGGCAGAGGUACACAUGGCCAACUUGGUCAUGGGAACUUGGACAACAUCCCUCAUCCGAAGUUGGUUAAGUUCCUUGAAAAUCAUACUAUAACCUGUGUGUCUGCUGGAUGGAACCAUUCUGGAUUCGCUACAGAUUCUGGGCAACUCUUCAUGUGUGGAGAUGGCUCAUUUGGACAACUUGGCACUGGUGAUAACCUCUCAAGGAACUUUCCUUUUGAAGUGACAUACUUUAAUGCAAGGCAUAUUGAGAAGCUUGCUUUUGGUAUGCGCCAUUCUCUUGUACUACUGAAAGACAAUUCAGUGUAUGGAUUUGGCUCUGCAAGACGAGGUCAAGUUGGUAAAUGUGUUUCUAGGAACCAAAAAACAUAUAAUGUUCCUAGACUGAUUGAUGGUUUUCCAAAUUGUAAGAUAGUAAAUAUAUAUGCCAAUGGUGAUCACAGUGCUGCGUUGGAUGAAUCUGGUCAUCUGUACAUCUGGGGAAGAGCAUUAAUUGGAGAAGAUGAUGAUGACCAACCACUGCGAAUUUUACCCUCUUCGAGUGUUUCUCAAGUGGCACUAGGAUGGCACCAUGCAUUAGUUUUAUCUGCUGGAGAAUUGUACACACUUGGUGUUUACCGCCACCAGAAAUGUGAUCUCCCUGGAUUAGGAAAUGUAUUGGGGCAGCAAUCGAACACAAGGGCAACAAGCAGCUCUCAUGAUCGUUCAUCUUCUUUGUCAAUGUUGGAGACGGUUCCAUUUAUCGAUGGAGAACAGGUGGUGCAGAUAGCAAGUGGAACUGAGCAUUCCGCUUUGGUAACAGAUAAAGGAACAAUCUUCACCUGGGGCUGGGGAGAGCAUGGACAACUUGGUUUGGGCGACACUUCGGAUCAUGUGGCUCCUCAGAGAAUAGAUAUAGGUGACAAUGGGCAGCGCACGUCUGGUUCACUUGCCGUCUACUGUGGGAGUGGAUUUACCAUUGCGGUGAAAUCGCCCGUAGUGGCUGUCUAG